AGUAUGUUGAGUGUGCUGGGACUGUGAGUCUAUCCUUCCUGAUGCAGCGGCUGCGCAGGGCAGAACUGGAGACAAGAAGUGUGACUAACGGUGCUCAGCUCCUUCGCUAUUAUGGCCGUUCCCUUCGGUCUAUCGACGACUAUGUACAUCACCCUCACCGACGGCCAAUCGGUCACCAUUCUCUGGGGCUGGUGCCUUGUCUCCCUCAUCUCGCUCUGCAUCGCGGCCUCGCUGGCCGAAAUCUGCGCCGUGUAUCCCACCGCGGGCGGCGUGUACUACUGGUCCGCAAUGCUGUCGACGCGCGAAUGGGCGCCCAUCACCUCGUGGGUGACAGGCUGGCUGACCCUGGUCGGUAACUGGACGGUCACGCUGAGCAUCAAUUUCAGCGGCGGGCAGCUGAUUCUCAGCGCUAUCACGCUGUGGAACGAAGACUUUGUGCCCAACCAGUGGCAGACGGUGCUUAUGUUCUGGGCUGUUAUGUUGAUCUGUAUGGCGGUUAAUGUGUUCGCGGCGAAGUAUCUCGAUCUUAUUAACAAGAUCUGUAUUUACUGGACCGCGAGCAGUGUAAUUAUCAUUAUGAUUACGCUGUUGACUAUGGCGGAUGUCAAGCGCGAUGCGGACUUUGUGUUCACGCACUACGAUGCGAGUGCAAGUGGCUGGCCAGCUGGGUGGGCGUUCUUCGUCGGGCUGUUGCAGGGCGCGUACGUGCUUACUGGAUACGGCAUGGUGGCAUCGAUGUGCGAGGAAGUGCAGAACCCCGAGCGCGAAGUUCCCAAGGCCAUCGUCCUCUCCGUUGCCGCCGCUGGCGUGACCGGUGUGAUUUAUCUCAUCCCGAUCCUCUUCGUCUUGCCCGACGUACAGCUCCUUCUUGAAGUCGCCAACGGACAGCCGAUCGGUCUCCUUUUCAAGACUGUCACCGGCUCAGCUGCUGGAGGUUUCGGACUGCUCUUCCUGAUCCUGGGCAUCUUGUUCUUUGCCGGAAUCGGCGCGCUCACGGCGGCGUCGAGGUGCACAUACGCCUUCGCUCGCGACGGCGCAAUUCCUGGAUCCAGGCUGUGGAAGAGGGUUUCGAAGAGAUACGACAUACCGCUCGCCGCGCUCGGGCUGUCCACCGGCGUCGACUGCCUGCUUGGGCUCAUCUUCUUCGGCUCAUCUGCGGCAUUCAACUCGUUCACCGGCGUCGCCACAAUCUGUCUUUCUGCUAGCUACGGCAUGCCGAUCCUGAUUUCUGUCAUCCGUGGUCGCCAGGCGGUCAAGAACUCGUCGUUCUCGCUCGGCCGCUUUGGGUAUGCAAUCAACGUUGCCAUGGUCGUUUGGAUCUGCCUUGCUCUGGUGCUGUUCUGCAUGCCUGUCAGUCUGCCAGUCGCGGCGGAGACGAUGAACUACGCCAGUGUGGUGUUUGCUGGAUUUGCGCUUAUCAGUUUGGUCUGGUACCUGAUUCGAGGAAGGAAAGACUUCACAGGCCCACCGGUGCCGCAGGAUGUUGCUCCUGGCGAGGAGAUUGCUGUUGCUGGUUUGGCAGUGACGGACAGUCAGCAUGAGAGAAACGGAGACGUAGAGGCCAAAGGCGAGAAGCUGUAGGUUUUUGUAAUAUGCGAGGUGCCAAAUAGUUUUAAUUAACGUCGUUAACACCAUUAAUCCAACUUGUCGAGCAUUUCGUGCUGAAUCUUGACUAUAUUUAG
Boeremia exigua is the source of this 1682-nucleotide messenger RNA. RefSeq names its product amino acid permease-like protein. Lineage: Eukaryota; Fungi; Ascomycota; Dothideomycetes; Pleosporales; Didymellaceae. Gene Ontology annotation, molecular function: transmembrane transporter activity. Bases 112 to 1581 code for a protein of 489 amino acids. Gene Ontology annotation, biological process: transmembrane transport. The transcript has 2 exons. Gene Ontology annotation, cellular component: membrane. The record is from RefSeq and is a predicted model, not a curated record.